AUGCCGUAUCACGUAUACCGAUGUCAUAUAACUUCCGUAACAGUAUUGGGUAUUGUACUCAUCAUAGUGGUAUCAGAAAGUGUAGUUCAAAGUAGUAUGGAUCUAACGCCUUCUGAAAAUAUCAAUUGGAAAUUAAAUUAUGCUUCAAUCUCUUCUAUAAGACCGUUACUGUUACUUGAAAAAUGUUAUGGUAUCAUUAGAGUUCACGUCAUUGGAAGUUCAUAUUAUAUUCCAGUUGAUUGGAAAAUGAAAUUGUUCGGAUUUUUAAUUUAUUUAUUAAUUGCUGUGAUUUAUUUAAUUUUUGGUAUUGGAUUCACAGUAAAAACAGGUAAUUUUCUUGAAGCCGUUGAGUUAUUGCCAAGUAUUUUGAUAUUUUUUCAGUAUUCUAUUACAAUAAUAAUGCAAUCAUUUUCGGAUGAAGAUACAAAACGAAUAUUACUAUCUUUCGAUAAAAUUGAUGAGAUGCUUCGUAUUACUAUGAACGAAGAAUUUUACAAAAAAUCUCGCUCGCAAACCAAUAAGUUGUUAAUAUUACUGUGUGGAUCUUUCCUGGUUAUAAUAAUUUUCAAUAUAUUUAAUGAGGUUGAAAUUCGAAUUGGCCACGUAGUGAUUUUAUUUAUGUAUUUCCAAUGCAAUUUGGAAAUUUUUACAUUUAUCAAAUUAACGGAUAUGCUUCAAGAACGAUUGUUUAUUAUCAACAACUAUCUUACAAAAUUUACACAAUAUCAACAAUUCAACAAAAUUCUUACUUUUCAUGUAUGUGUUGACAGUGUUUAUGUUGAUGGUUGUGUUAACUACAUAGGGCCAGUUUCACCAAGCAACAGGAAACUUUGUGAUUUGUCAGCUACAUACAAUAAAAUUGGAGAACUCUGUCAAAUAUUAAUCAAAAAUUUUUGCUGUUUAAUCUUUACUUCGUUUAUAUCGAUCUUUUCGUUUAUAAUCAUCACAUUUUGGACUUCUUUGUAUUCUUUUAAGGCAGAUAAAGAUCUCAGAUAUUUAUUAAAAGUAAUAGUUUUGAGCACUUUAGAAGUGUUUAUAGUAAGCAUGAUGUGUCUUAAAUGUGAAAAAAUUCUUAAAAUUAGAAAUUGUACAAAAAUUCUUGUUAACAAAAUAAUAAUGAAUUACGAUUUGCCAAAAAGUAUGAGAAUUCAAGCAAAGACUUUUAUGGAGGUUAUUGAAGUUUCGCCACUGCGAGUUUCCAUUUACGACAUGUUUACUAUUGACCUACAAAUUAUUUUUAAAUUUAUAAGUUUAUGUGCAACGUAUCUGAUAGUUGUUAUUCAAGUCAAUCAUUUUAUUUAA
Messenger RNA from Parnassius mnemosyne (clouded apollo), 1302 nucleotides. Lineage: Eukaryota; Metazoa; Arthropoda; Insecta; Lepidoptera; Papilionidae. The record is from the annotation of a GenBank genome assembly.